Messenger RNA from Brassica oleracea var. oleracea, 631 nucleotides. RefSeq names its product classical arabinogalactan protein 10-like. NCBI's taxonomy places the organism in Eukaryota, Viridiplantae, Streptophyta, Magnoliopsida, Brassicales, Brassicaceae. The transcript has a single exon. The record is from RefSeq and is a predicted model, not a curated record. Bases 70 to 468 code for a protein of 132 amino acids.
UCUUUUCUCGAAACAUAACUUUUACCUCUUCUCUCUCUACUUCUUGUAUUAAUCUCAAAGUACGAAGCUAUGGCCUCAAAAUCCAUCGUCGUUUUCCUCUUCCUCGCUGUCAUAGCUUCCUCCGUAAUAGCUCAGGCUCCGGGACCAUCUCCAACAAGAUCUCCUCUUCCCGCCACUCCUCCAAUAUCACAGCCUCCAAGAACCGCCGCACCAACUACAUCACGCGCCAGCACUCCGCCGCCCUCCGUCACUCCCACGGCAGCUCCCACCUCCCCUCCGGUUGGUUCACCCACCUCCACCGUCGCUUCACCGCCGGCUCCUCCGACAUCUGUUACCCCCGAUGGAGCGCCUGCCGCAAAUGCUCCUUCAUGCCCGACCGAAUCUACUCCUGCUAACGAGAAUAACGCGGCUGCACUCUCCGCCGGGUCUUUUACGGGAUUUGUAUUCGUCGCUACUUUGUUACUGUAGUAUGGUGUUUUAAAUUGGUUUGUUACGGAUUUUUUGUUCAUCUUCGGUCGUUUUGUAUUUUUGUUUAUUAUUGAGAAUUCGAGAUUUUAGUGAUGGACGGUAGUUAUUCCAUCAACUUAUGUCUUAAUAGUUUGUUUAGAAAUAAAUUUGUGUUAUCGUUUGA